UUUCUCCAUAACAACUUCGGUUACACCGAAAAUCGCGAGCGAUAUUUCCUGAAAGCAAUAUUUGCGAUCCUCUGUAGAAUUGUAUACAUAUUAUCAAACACAGCUCUUCCAACUUACAAAAUCAUUUACAAAAGAAACAUCAGAAAAAGACAUAGAUUUGGAUAACAUGGAUGAUGCGAUGCGCUCAGGGAGAAUUGACCGCAGGAUCCCGAGAUAUACGAGGAGACGGUCGGAGUCUCAACCACACCUACCCGUACCAGUCCGGGAGUCAGGGAGAAAGAGAAAAUCCCAGAAGCCAUCAUGUCCCGUCAAUGGAAAGGACCCAAAAUUAGGAGAGAAAAUUAACGACUGGCUGACGUCAAUGAGGAAGAAAGUCGACGAGCAAUGUACGGACAGCAACUAUCAAAACGUUGACAAAAGGUCAAGUUAUGAGGAAACCGACAUAAGUCAAACUUUUGAUACCGACCGAAAUGACAUUUCGAGGACUCCAGAACCAAUUGAUCUUGUAGCUUCGAAGACGUUUAUGUACGUUGUAUCAGAUAAUGAGGAACCAAAGCGCAGAAAAAGAAGGAGAAAACGAUCGAAAAAGAAGAGGUCUGAGCGGAAACACAGGCGUUUUCAAGAGGAGAAUACAGCGUGCUUAUUUCACAGGGAGCAAACUGGACAACCGGAAGCUACGUCAAUAGUCUCAGAAUCCCUCAGUCCUGCUGACACGAAGACUUGUACGUCUGUUGUGAAUUGCCAUGAUAAACCUCGCAAGGCUAAAAGGCGGAGGAAGAAGACGAAGAGGGCAGCACGAAAUGAAACGGAAGUGAUGUCACAGAUCAGCGAUCUUGCUAUUACUGCCAGGAAGCGAUUCCGCGAGGCCGAAAUCAAUGUUCUGACGUUCAGACUGAACAAACUAUCACUUGACGGUCACGCAACGAGCAUGUCCACUGGGCGGAAACGGAAGUAUGAAGAUGAUCCACGUGAGGAAACGACCGGAAGUGACGUGAAGACCCUGGAUGCUAAAAUAAGAAAACUAACCAUCAAUUGAGCUUUAAGUAGAGCCAGCGAAGUAGGAAUUUUACAGCGAAUUGAUAGACUUAUUGAAAUACGAGAAACAGUGUUGGAGGAAAACCCCGUAAAAAAUGAUUCACAUUAUUUUAUAUGAUGUCUAUGAUACUUAUAUCUGUUUAUUCCAUGGAUUUUUUACCGGUUUUCAUUACAUAUAUUACUGUAUUAAUUGAAUGUCAUAUAUACCAAAUUAUAUUGAAUUAUAUAAAAAAAAAAAUGAAAUAAA
This is a messenger RNA of Pecten maximus, 1282 nucleotides long. RefSeq lists its product as uncharacterized. Bases 167 to 1036 code for a protein of 289 amino acids. NCBI's taxonomy places the organism in Eukaryota, Metazoa, Mollusca, Bivalvia, Pectinida, Pectinidae. The record is from RefSeq and is a predicted model, not a curated record. The transcript has 8 exons.